GUGUCCUACAUCUUGGGUGGGCAAUACCGCUGAUACUGCUUCUGCUGCUUGUGCUUGCAUUUCUGACGUGAACCUGCUGGUGAGGCCGACUCGAAGUUGCCUGUCUGCGAAAUAUGUGUUCUUCUAACCGCUCGAACCUCUCCGGAAUGUAAGCUGUUUUUCACCGAACCGCUCGUGGCAAUGUCCCGUCAGCCGUUCUCCCUCUCCGAACGUCGUGACUGUACCUCGUUGUGACCCCUUUGCCGUGUGAUGUGUGGAUGGACGGUGUUUUCGUCGAGGUUACGCGUCUCCCUAAGCCUAGCCCAUGCUCCGAUCCAUCUCUACGGCCUCAUGAGCGUUGAUUCCUGCUCGAGAAAGCCCUAGGGGAUCGCCGAUUGGGAGACGAAGCUCGAGAGCAUCGGCCGCGCAGCCGCCGACCCAUGGUAGGAGAGACCGCUUACUCCAAAGUUUCUACCGCACUGCCGUCCGGCGUACCCGCCUUCGUGGAGGGCCGCCGCAAAGGUAACAUGCCUCAAGUCGUCAAGAAAUGGCAAGUCUUCCCAGGAAGAAACAAGUUCUACUGCGAUGGCAGGCUCAUGAUGGCGCGACAGACGGGUGUGUUCUACGUCACCGUCGUGCUGAUCGUCGGAACGUGCACUCUAUUUUUUGUGUGCGACUGCCCUUACCUGACUCGUGAGAUCAGCCCAGCAAUCCCAGCAGUGGCAGCAGUCUUGUUCCUCUUUGUGAUGUCUGCGCUGUUUAGGACUAGCUUCAGUGACCCUGGAGUCAUUCCUAGGGCCAGUGCUGAAGAAGCGGCAGACAUAGAAAAACAAAUAGAGGUGCCAAAUGGGUCAAGUUCCCCGACGUUCCGGCCGCCUCCCCGUACCAAAGAAGUGGUCGUGAGCGGCCAGACAGUGAAGCUCAAAUAUUGCUUUACGUGCAAGAUAUUUCGGCCUCCGAGGGCUUCGCAUUGCAGUCUCUGUGACAAUUGUGUUGAGAGGUUUGACCACCACUGCCCUUGGGUGGGCAACUGUGUAGGAAAAAGAAACUAUCGGUACUUUUACAUAUUCAUCAUUUCACUCGCUUUCCUGUGUGUCUUCGUAUUUUCCUGUGUCAUCACGCACAUUGUUUAUGUUGCCCGUGAACAUGAGUCAUACCUAGAGGCUGUGAAGGAAUCCCCUGCGAGUGUGGUUGAAGGAGUGGUAUGCUUCUUCUCUGUAUGGUCCAUCAUGGGUCUGGCGGGUUUCCACACCUACCUCACUACUUCCAACCAGACUACCAACGAAGAUAUCAAAGGCUCUUUCUCAUCAAGAAGAGGGCAAGAUGUGUACAAUCCAUACAGCAAGGGCUCCUUCAUAAGCAACUGCAUAUCGGUGCUGUGCAGCCCUGCACCGCCAAGCCUGAUUGAUCGGCGAGGUGUGGUGAUCGCGGAUAGCGGGCCGGUGUUGAGGGAGAGCUACGGCACUGUUAAAGCAUUUCAUCUAUCGCGGAAUGGUCUUCAGCUCAAUGCUAACACUGCAAGUGGGGCUGUUGGCCCGACCCCCAUGAUUGACAUGAAGACCAGCCAUGUGCCAUACACUGGGCCUCCCCUGCACACGGGGCGAGCCACGCUACCCCAAGCAGCCAAUGGCUCCUACCCGCGGGACGUACUCUAUCAAAACUCUGGCAGCCAUGGGAGGGGCCACAUACCUGUGGCCGUAGUGCCUCCGCAGUCGCGCCACCCAUCCGAGCCAAGUUCGAUCACCAAGGGUCUACUCCCAGACAGCAUCGACCACGAGUUUGGGGUAGACGCUGGUAGUCAGCUCUCGCUCCUCAAGCAAAGUUCGGUGUGACCGCGCCAGGCAUGCACACGUAGUCUCACAGAAAACAGGAGAGGCCUCCUCGCCAGAGAGUGCCGCCUCUUGCCAACGCCUCGGGCCACCGCACAGUUGUCUGUUCUUACCUCCUGCACGGCCGACAAGGGCGUGGCAGCGGAACAGAGAACAAACAGCUUGUUUACUUGUGAUUCUCCACCCCUGAGCCAAACCAAGAGCUGCAAUGUAUCGUGGCAUGCAAAGUUUGGGGCUAGCCACGAUAAGGCCAGAACGAAAACAUAACUGCUCACAAUUUUUUCCUCAUUGCCAUCGGCAGAACUUGGUGAUCGCAGUAUCCCAUUCAUUUUGUAUGGCGUAAUUGACUUAAACGGUUUUACAUUCGCUGAAGAUGGCUACGGAAUGCAUCGGCAGGACAACGUCAAAGGUACUGCUUACGUCUGUCAUGUGCAUAUCUUAUGCCAGUUAUUGUAGGUCCUGCUCUGCCAUGUAUUGUGGGUGCUCGUGUGACAACUGGGAGACUUAUCUGGUUUGUUAGCUUAUGGAAAUGCCUUUGCUAUCUCUUGACGUGAACAGAGCUUGCUGUUUGUAGUUUUUCGCGAAUCAGACAUCUGAUACAGUUUGCCUCCUAAUUGGCAUGGGAACAGCUUUGAUCUAUAAGCAUGCCAUGUUUAUUAUUAUUGUUAUUAUUAAUAUGCAAUUAGUGCAAUCACUUGCCUGGCUUACAACUCACCCAUGUGCACCUCAGCAGUGUGUUUGUGUCCAAUCCAUCCCUUACGUUCUUGAUUAAGCAAUGCGUGUCAUAUUUUAGCAAGGUUUGAACUGUCAGGUUAAUCUUUGUGAAAUGUGUUUCCCAUUUGCUUUGCUUCGUGGAUCCAGAUAAUGGUUGUAGCAAUCAUUUUAAUGCCAUAUGGUGCUUUCCGGGUUGGGUGGCUUCGUUAGCUGCUCCAUGGAAAAAACAUUUUUUUAUCAGGCUAAGCAAUACCCGUGGGUCUUGACUGGAAGGUGUCGGAGUAUAUCCUUUGCAGUUCGCAGGCUUCAGCGUUCCAGAGUUGCAAUUGAACACACGCUGUCAGACAACCCCUAGUCACACUUCGUUUUAGCUCACUGCCAUCUUGGCAAUCGCACAACGGUCACACCUAAGGCUGCCACGAGUCUUUGAAUGUGAGCCCGCCAACCGUACCUUUAGCGAGCUCCGUCAUUAGAGCGGAGCUUUUAUUUUGUUCAGGUAUUGAGUGUGCCCUCUCUGCCAUAUUGCGUGGGUGUUGGUUUUAUAUAGCAGACUAUAUUUGGUGUGUAGUGAGUUCGCAUAAAUACUAUAUGCCCACGCUUAUCUUGUUCUUAUUUUUGCCCCAUAUCUAUGAGAAGACAUUUACUUGUAGCAUUGAACAAAGAGAAGAAAAAAAAGGCAGUCUUACCCAAUGACGCACACAUGCUCCCCAUGUUUUAGCUCACUUGUCUGUCAAGUCGCGACUUUUUUUUUUUUUUACUGAUGUUUUUGUUGGUCCUGUGUACAGUUGAACAUGUAAUGAAUUUAUUGCUGUUUCUGGUUGGCAGUACAUUUGUUGAAGUACAUGUUGUGAUGGCCACCCCUGUAGGUAAUGCACACAGAAUGUGCUCCACAAAGGAGCUGCAGGUUGCCCAUCAUGUUUAAGUGGUGCUCAGUGUGCUCUGCAGUGUGGUGAAUGAAGGCCCAUCUGCUAUUUGCUUAUUGCCAUUUUAUCGCGACUCAGAUCUGUCAGGUUUCUGCACCGUUUGCCUGGCACUGAGUCACUGAAAAACUGCAGACGUGUGUUACAGCAGAGAAGUGCUUUCUCCUGGUGCGUUUCACUUGCAUCUUGUCGCAUUGAAAAAGAACAUUGGCUGUUAUAACUCGUUCUUGACUGAGCUUGUGAUGCAUGUUUGCUUCAGGAAGUGGCAUAUUUAUUGUGUGCAAGCCACAUUGUUAUGGUUUCUGCUCGAAGACAUUCUGUACAAAUCAAGCAGCAGGUGAAGGAACUUUUGUGAAGUAAGUUAAUUUUGUUCAUCAGCGUAAACUCGGACUUCGAAUUGGUCCCGAGAUUUUUUGUAUUCAUAUUGUCUAGCAGCAUUUUUAAAGAACUGUGGUUACACCUUAGAUAGUCAGUUAUGUGAGCCUAUAAAGAUGACACCACACAUAUUGUAGGGCAGCAUUUUAACUGCUGGCAGAACACUGGUGUGUUUAACUUAUUUCAGGGCUUUGACUGGAACAUUGGUUAUCAUUCUCAUUUCACUGAUUUGCUUCAAAGUACUGUUGUGUUGCACAAAACCGUGAUUUUGGUAUUUGACAAUGGCAUAUACCGAUGCUUGUAUCAGUGUACAUAUGCAUUAUACACAUAUACAUAUAUAAAUAUACUUGAAAUGUACAUAAAUAUGCUGUGUAGAUAUUUUUGUGGAAUGUGUACAUUGGGUUUUUAAUUGUUAUGCUUUUUGCAUAUCGAUAUUGCAAUAAAUAAUUUUAUACAAGACA
Messenger RNA from Dermacentor andersoni, 4278 nucleotides. Its product is annotated as palmitoyltransferase ZDHHC18-like. NCBI's taxonomy places the organism in Eukaryota, Metazoa, Arthropoda, Arachnida, Ixodida, Ixodidae. The record is from RefSeq and is a predicted model, not a curated record. Gene Ontology annotation, molecular function: protein-cysteine S-palmitoyltransferase activity. Gene Ontology annotation, cellular component: endoplasmic reticulum; Golgi apparatus. Gene Ontology annotation, biological process: peptidyl-L-cysteine S-palmitoylation; protein targeting to membrane.